Molecule: messenger RNA, 1588 nt
Organism: Sorghum bicolor (sorghum)
Lineage: Eukaryota; Viridiplantae; Streptophyta; Magnoliopsida; Poales; Poaceae
Exons: 4
Coding region: 1-1365 (454 amino acids)
Molecular function (GO): protein binding
Source: RefSeq, a predicted model, not a curated record
AUGGACGAGCCGCCGCAGCAGGCGAUGGGGGGGGGGGGGGGGGGGCAGGAUCGGAUCGGAUCAGAUCGACGAACUCAAGCAAGAUGUCGUCACCUCCGGCGGCGCCGCCGCCGCACCUGGGACAUCGGGCCUCGCUACUGGGCGUUGCUGCCCGAAGAUCUGAUCCGCGCGGUGGCGUGGCGCGUGCUGGCCUGCGGCGACCUGCUGGACUACGUCCGCUUGCGAGCCGUCUGCACCAGCUGGCGUUCCGGCGCCGACUCCCCGCGCGGCCGCGGCCUGGCCGACCGGCGCUUCCACCCGCGGCGCUGGAUGAUGUUUCCCGAGGGCCACCGCAUCUACCCCGGCCACCCAGACCUGGGCGGCUGCGCCCGGUUCCUCCACCUCGACACGGGUGCCCUGGUCCGCGCCCACGUCCCGCUCCUCGGCGACAGCUACUGGGCCGUCGACUCGAUCGACGGCCUCCUGCUGCUGGUGCGGGACCCGGACCCGGACUACGGCGGCGCCGUCCGCCUCCUCCACCCUUUCACCGGUGACUUCGCCGAGCUUCCACCCCUAGGGACGCUCCUCCCGCACCUGGGCCCGCAGCUCCACGGCUGUCCUCCUGAGUACAGGAUCAGGAAGCUUGCAAGAAUCGUCUCCGCUUCCGUUUCCUUCGACGCCGCCGGAGCCAUGACCGUCACGCUUGCACUUCCUGAGGUAGGCCGUGCGGCCUUUGCUACCCCCCUGGACCAGCAAUGGACACUGUCGAGCUGGGAACACGAAAUGGGGUUUCCAUUGUCGUUCCAAGGCAAGCUGUACGUGCUGCACACUCCCUUCGGAGAAGAUGUACACCAGGUCCUCCAGAUCAACCCACCUGUGCAGCAGGAUGGGGUGGGCGGAGGUCGGGUGCUGCCACCGCCAGAGCUGAUUGCCACAGUCCCUGAAGACAAGAUCCCCUAUCCUAAUUUAGGCCUGGUAGAAUGUGGUUCAGAGAUCCUGGUGCUUGGUAACGACUACUCUGAUUUAUAUGGGACGCAAAUCUUUGUUUACAAACUAGCAGACCUUGCGCUGCAAAGGUUUGUCCCAAUAAAAAGCCUCGGAGGCAAUACCUUGUUCAUGGAACAGAGGAACAUAAGUGUUUCCUCCAAGAUACUGCAUACGUUCAAGGGUGACAAUGUUGUCUACUUCACUGGCAGCAGGAUUGUGCAAUACCACCUCGGUAGUGACAGCUUGUCAACGGCAGUCGAUAAUUGCAGCCUGUUUGGCCGUGCACCAGGACCUAGUCCCCUCGUCCUGUACGUCUUCAGCUGCUGCAUUCGUAAUCCGUGGAGCAGGGGAAUAGUAUUCAGACCGGAUAUAGAGGGUUGUCCAUGGAUUAAAACAUGAAGAGCAAGUUCCACCAUAAUGAGGCGUAAACCGACAAGUGGUGAAACUGGCUACCUGUUAUCCUGCAUGACAAGGACGAUAUAUGAGAUUCUGGGCUAUUUUGACAAACAUUACCAUCCCUUCCAUUAUACCUUGUAAUAUUAAGCUACUAUUGUUGUUUAAAAUAUUUGUCUAUGUGCUGCAUUCUCGCACCGUUGAUGUAAUGUGGGCUUUUACAGGUCUA